AUGUCUGAGCAAACCUCACAUAGUGACAUGCCUUUGGAUGACAGUGAAAUCUAUGAAGACGAUAUUUUGGCAUCAACAGAAUCGGGUUCACGAUCUAAAAGAGCUAGAAAAGGUGGCCCUAGUUUUCAUGAAGUAUGGAGUUAUGUGACUAAAGGCGUACAAGUAAAUCCAGGGCACUAUGAAGCUACAUUACCUGAAGAGAUUCAAAAAUACUGGUGUAAUAAACUUGCGGAAGAAAAUAAUACUUAUAGAAGAAAUUCACAAUUAAAUCCAAAUUUGCCUUCACAAGUUAAUAAUUACUAUGAUGAACUUCUUCUAAAGGCUUGGAUAAUGGCCAAUAUCGCUUUUGAAGUAGUUGAAAAUUCUUUUAUUAAAAGUCUGUUUAAAGCACACAAUCCUGCCUAUACAUUACCAUCAUAUACAACACUAUCUGAACGGUUGUUAGAUAAGGAGUUUGCACGUGUGCAAAAUGCUAUUAAUGACGAGUUAGAAAACAUUGAGAAUCUAACAUUAAUUAAGUUAUCUGAAUCAGAACUUCGUGAUAUGGUGAACCUCAUAUCAAUAAAUAAUUUUAUUGAUAAUGAGGAAAUAAAUAAAAGUAUUAAUACAAUUUAUAAUAGUCAAAAUGUUUUAACUCAUACUAACUUAAUUUUGGAGGAUAUUGUUAAUUUAAGAGAUCUAAUCUUCCAAGAUAGGGAUAUUGUAUCAUAUGAAAUUUCAAAUAAUAAUCCAAGCAAUAAUAAUAAAAACAUCAUUGUGGGUAAUAUGAAUUUUAGCCCUGAAAAUCUUGUCGAUACUAUUCUGAAUGAUAAGUUAGAGAACUAG
Racocetra persica is the source of this 825-nucleotide messenger RNA. NCBI's taxonomy places the organism in Eukaryota, Fungi, Glomeromycota, Glomeromycetes, Diversisporales, Gigasporaceae. The record is from the annotation of a GenBank genome assembly.